AUGGAAAAAGAAGAAGAACAAGAUGAGAAGAGUACCGGGGAUGAUGAUGAUGAUAAGGAGGAUGAGGAUAUGGCUAAGGGGAAUUUUAUGGAUGCAAAUGAUAAAACACUAAAUGCUGGUGAUGAUGAUCGCGAGUUUCAGCAAAAUUUGGCUGGCGAGCAUCAUCAUCUAGAAUCAUCACCAUCACCGACUAAUGUGGAGAAUGAGGAGGAGGGGAAUGACGACGAUGUUGAUGAGGAGCGGGUGGAGUUUGCUGAUGAUUUCGACGGUUGCGAAGAUGUACACGUCAGAUUCAGAUUGCUUCUUGAUGAGGUUGAUCAAAUCCAUCAAAUGCUGGGAGACAUCGCUAGAGCUGACGAUGAUGGCUAUUAUUCGGACGAGGAUUGGUGUGUAGCACCACAUUAA
Molecule: messenger RNA, 405 nt
Organism: Neodiprion fabricii
Lineage: Eukaryota; Metazoa; Arthropoda; Insecta; Hymenoptera; Diprionidae
Product: glutamic acid-rich protein-like
Exons: 2
Coding region: 1-405 (134 amino acids)
Source: RefSeq, a predicted model, not a curated record